CUAUUUCGACCGAAUCGUUGGUAGGGCGUUCGAGAGAAGGACAAGAAUUUGGAGAGCGGCCAGUUCAUAGAUGUACUAGGAAUGUAGUCGUUGCCAAGCAGACGUCUGUAAUGGUCGAUUGUGAUUAG
Molecule: messenger RNA, 128 nt
Organism: Paraglomus occultum
Lineage: Eukaryota; Fungi; Glomeromycota; Glomeromycetes; Paraglomerales; Paraglomeraceae
Source: the annotation of a GenBank genome assembly